Messenger RNA from Phaeoacremonium minimum UCRPA7, 1008 nucleotides. Its product is annotated as putative oxidoreductase - protein. NCBI's taxonomy places the organism in Eukaryota, Fungi, Ascomycota, Sordariomycetes, Togniniales, Togniniaceae. The record is from RefSeq and is a predicted model, not a curated record. The transcript is spliced from 3 exons. The coding region runs from base 1 to 1008 and encodes 335 amino acids.
AUGAUCUCUCGGAGACAUCCAUUUCCACAUUGGGUAAGACACUUCGGCGUUACUGACGCUGCCGGCUCCGCUACUGGAACAAUUGGCAAAUAUCUAACUGAGGCAUUACUCAAAUCUGGCAAGCAUGCUGUCACGGCCCUUACUCGAGCAGAGAGCCCUGCCAAGUUUCCCGAGGGUGUUCAAGCCGCCACUGUGAAUUAUAAUGAUGAAAACUCCCUGAUUGAAGCCCUGAAGGGCCAGCAAUUUCUCAUUAUUACCAUGCAUACUAGAGCGCCAGCAGAUGCGCAGAGCAAAAUCAUCCGCGCCGCAGCCAAAGCAGGCGUUCCAUAUGUCAUGACAAAUCACUAUGGCCCUGAUUCCAGGAAUGAGCAAUUAAUGAAGGACAUCAUUAUUGGAACACAUGUUGCUGAGACUGCGCGGGAGGCGGAGAGUCUCGGUCUAAUUCACAUUGAUCUCUCCUGCGGUUUUUGGUACGAGUUCAGCCUCGUUGGCGACAAGGAUCGAUACGGCUUUAAUCUUGUCGACAACUCAGUUACUUUCUUCGACGAUGGGAAAGCCCAGAUCAACACAAGCACCCUAGACCAUUGUGGCCGUGCGGUCGCCGCACUCCUCAGUCUACCGAUCCUCCCGGCGGAUGAGCAUGACGACUCUACAACCUUGUCCAAGUACUUCAAUAACACAGUAUAUAUUUCUAGCUUCUUGGUAAGUCAACGAGAGAUGUAUGAGAGCGUCAAGCGUGCCACUGGCACAUCGGAUGAAGAUUGGAAAAUCUCCUUUGAGAGUAGUGUAGAGAGAUACAAGGCAGCGGUGGAAGCCCUACCGAAAGGCGAGCAUUCUGCAUUUGUGAGACUUCUAUAUACGCGGGUGUUCUUCAAGAAUGGAGAUGGUAACUUCGAGGCCAAGCACGGAUUGGCGAACGGCACUCUCGGUCUGCCGAAGGAGGACUUCGAUGCGACUACCAAGGCUGGCAUCGACGCAUGGAAAUCUGGGGAGUUGGAGCCAUACUAA